Messenger RNA from Centruroides sculpturatus (bark scorpion), 1474 nucleotides. RefSeq lists its product as uncharacterized. The record is from RefSeq and is a predicted model, not a curated record. The coding region runs from base 185 to 850 and encodes 221 amino acids. NCBI's taxonomy places the organism in Eukaryota, Metazoa, Arthropoda, Arachnida, Scorpiones, Buthidae. The transcript has 5 exons.
UUUACGUUUCGUAAUUUAUCCAAUAGAAUAGAAUAUCCUUUAACAAAUUCGAUAGCAAAUCUUAGAAAUCUUUGAAACUAGCCUCUUAGCCUAUUUACUUCUAACCUGAUUUGGUAGCCAAUUGGAGUUUUCUGCUGAAUAAUAGCGCUCGACAAACGAAACUCACUUCAGAACUUUCCUUAUCAUGAUACGAACACAAGUUAUUUUCACUAUUUUCUGUUUGAGUGUCAGCUUUUAUGCAUCAGCGGAUAACUGCGACAAAGAUAUUCUAACAACAUGUGCCAAUGUAAUCGAAUUUAUGUCCAAAAGACAAUCGGUUAUUGCAGGAAAAGAAAUGAUAGAUGACCUAUGCAGAUUUUCGAAAAAUGCGACUAUUUGUGCUGAUAAUUUAGCAAAAGAUUGCCCUCAGAUUAAAGAAAAACAACAAUAUAAAACUUUAAUCCGAGUUAACCAAAAAGUCGAAACUGAUGUUUGUGAAGAAAAUUCGGAAAUCAGAAAAAUUUAUGCUAAACAUGAAGAUUGUCUUCAUAAGAUAACUGACGAUAAAGCUUUACAAUGCGCUCAAGAUUUUAUAGUCAUUUUAAGACUUUUAGAUGAAUCGUCUGAUAAAGAAGUUUGCUGCUCUUAUACGGAAACCAAAGAGUGUAUUCACAAACUGGUUUCUUCAAAUUGCGGAAAUGAUGCAGCAAAUGCCACCGUACAGGUAGCCGACUUAUUAACUACGCCCUUAACAGAACCAAGAUGUUCUACCUUCAAUGUCACCAAAUGCUCCAAAGAUUCUGCUUCUUCGAGAUCAAAUCCUAGUAUUUAUAUCCUGGUUUUCGUCUUUUUAUUUAGUUUAUUCUUCUAAUUUACUAUCUCGAAAGAGAAAAAAAAAUUACAAUAAGAUCAUUUGGCAAAUGAUUUAGAAGACGAAUUAGUCUACAAAGAAUUUUGUCAUUCUACAAUCUUAACAAUAUCUAAACAACGAUUCGACUUUUUAAAAUUGAAUAAGAAUUAUUUAAAUUUUAUGUGAAAAUUUCUACACCGAUUUAAAUCUGUUGUUGAAAAAGUAGCAUUGUGAAAUGAAGUAAGCCUGUUGUUUGAUAUAAUUUUGUCUUAUACUGUGGAAUAUUAUUAUUUGUAGUUAUUUUAUAACUUUAUCAUUAUGUACAAUAUAUCGUAGUUAUAUUAUAUCCUAUAACAUCAAUAGAUAUUAAUUGUUAAUUAUCUUUUAUAUUCACAUUUCUUUUAUUUAUUGUAAAUAUUUCAAAUAUUGUAUAAAUAAUUUACCUUUUUGAAAGGAAUUGUUUUAUCUUAUUCAAGAUAAUUGUUACUUAAUUUUAAUACAGUAUUUAAUCCAGCUGUAAUUAAUACUGUAUAAUUAAUAUUGCAGCUGACGAAAGUAUUAAUUACCACACAAAUAGUAUUUUAUUAUGAAGAAAGACCAAUAUAUUCAUUAAAAUUUUUAAUUUUUAAGCAAAUAUUUUUAAAA